ACGGCAGUCAGAGAGAGAGAGAGAGAGCAGACGACGCCUAUCUAUUAGAAGAAAGAGAGAGAAGAAGCAUAUAGCUCAUCCCUUUCCUUCUUUCUUUCUUUCUUUCUUUGUUUCUCUCCCAUUUUCUGGGUGGGCUUUUGGUUUCUGCAAGCAAAGAGAUCAUCAUCUGUUCAUCACAAGGGCUAGGCUUAUCGGAUAAUAUUAUUAUUUGUUUAAUAUCAUAAAAUUAAAAAGAUAUAUUAAUACUAGUAGUAUAUAUUAUGGGGAGGGGAAGGGUGCAGCUGAAGAGGAUUGAAAACAAGAUCAACAGGCAGGUAACCUUCUCAAAGAGAAGGUCUGGGUUGCUGAAGAAAGCCCAAGAGAUUUCUGUGCUUUGUGAUGCUGAGGUUGCUUUGAUUGUCUUCUCCACCAAAGGCAAGCUCUUUGAGUACUCCACUGACUCCUGCAUGGAAAGGAUCCUGGAAAGGUACGAAAGGUACUCAUAUUCAGAGAAGCAGCUUCUUGCAAAUGAUAAUGAAUCAACUGGAAGCUGGACUCUGGAACAUGCAAAGCUCAAGGCUAGGGUGGAGGUUUUACAAAGAAAUCACAGUCAUUUUAUGGGAGAAGAUCUCCAAUCUUUAAGUCUGAAAGAGCUUCAGAAUUUGGAGCAACAGCUUGAUUCUGCACUGAAGCACAUAAGGUCAAGAAAGAACCAGGUUAUGUACGAAUCGAUUUCCGAGCUGCAAAAGAAGGAUAAGGCAUUGCAGGAGCAAAACAACUUGCUGGCAAAGAAGGUAAAGGAGAAGGAGAAAGCACUAGCUCCCCAGGCACAGUCAUGGGAGCAGCAAGUGCAGAACCAGGGCUUGGACUGCUCCUCCACCCUUCUACCAGAGGCAUUGCAGUCCUUGAAUUUCGGCAGCGGUUCAAAUUACCAGGGAAUUAGAAGUGAUGGAUUCGGUGGAGAUCAUGAGGAUGAAAAUGAGACCCCAACAGCAAAUCGACCUAAUACUCUCCUGCCCCCAUGGAUGCUCCGCCACCUUAAUGAAUAGAAGAAUUCAUGAUAUCCAAACUAUUACAAGUUUAUGACCAAGUACACAUAAUUUAUAUAUAUAAUUAAUGUCUAUAUACAUGUAUUAUAUAUGUAUGUAUGCAUGUAUACCUACGUAGAAAUUAAUUUAUAAUGUGGACUAUGAUGGAAGGAAGAGCCUCUAGAUAGCUCAAAAUUUGUGGUAUAUGUUGGGGGCGGGCUAGCUUAAAUUAACUACUACCACCUCUUGUAUUUAUUUAGUAUACUAUAAUUUGCAUUGAAGGUGGACGAUGGACUAUAUUUUCAAAUUAACUUGGGAA
Prunus mume (Japanese apricot) is the source of this 1326-nucleotide messenger RNA. RefSeq names its product agamous-like MADS-box protein AP1. Gene Ontology annotation, molecular function: RNA polymerase II transcription regulatory region sequence-specific DNA binding; protein dimerization activity; DNA-binding transcription factor activity. NCBI's taxonomy places the organism in Eukaryota, Viridiplantae, Streptophyta, Magnoliopsida, Rosales, Rosaceae. Gene Ontology annotation, biological process: positive regulation of transcription by RNA polymerase II. The record is from RefSeq and is a predicted model, not a curated record. Gene Ontology annotation, cellular component: nucleus.